Messenger RNA from Raphanus sativus (radish), 1089 nucleotides. Its product is annotated as probable E3 ubiquitin-protein ligase ARI5. Lineage: Eukaryota; Viridiplantae; Streptophyta; Magnoliopsida; Brassicales; Brassicaceae. The coding region runs from base 192 to 806 and encodes 204 amino acids. The transcript has 7 exons. The record is from RefSeq and is a predicted model, not a curated record.
GUACGAAAGUUUCUUCACUUUUUAUUCAAUUUCUGGUGAAAAAGAUCCAGUUUUACUCUGUUUCAUCGAUUCUCUCACAUAAGAUCCAAAAUUCUACUCUGUUUCAUCGAUUCUCUUAAGUAUCUAUUCAAGGUUCAGAGCAAUCGAGAGAGAGAGGAGAUCGUGACUCAAGUUUGGUUCUAGGGUUUAGCAUGGAGGAGGAAGUAGAACCUGAGCCGCAUGCCACUAUUAAUAGGUUGGUGAACAGAAUCAGAGUCUCCAAGGAUAGAGCAACCAUUCUCCUAGUUUUGUAUGAUUGGGAUGAGAAGAAAUUCAAUGGGGAGUUUUUGCUAUCUGACGAGUACGCAUCCAUCGCAAGCCGUUUCGUAAGACCACCAUCAUUUACCUCGAGCACGCGUACGUGCAGUAGGUGCAAUGCCUUCACACUGUCAAAGAAUCUGGGAUGUGGUCACCAUCUCUGUGGCCAAUGCUUUGCAGGUCUCAUCGAGUCUCCAAUUCUUGAGGGGGGACUCGUUAUGAUGUGUCCUAACUAUGACUGUGGGAAAUUCCUUUCACUUCAUCUUCUGAGAGAUCACCUGUCCAGCGAAGCAAGAGAAAAAUAUGACAUUUCUCUCAAAAUGUCUUAUCAGGCGAUUUUUCCUGAAACGGUUUGGAAUAGAGCAGUAUGUUUUGUGAGAUCGUCUGCUACGUCACUUGCUACUUCGCUGUUGGAUAUAGGGGUUCAAGGGUUUAAAGCAGCUCUAAGAGCAAGGAGGGAUGAGAUUUGCAUGGUUGCUAUAAUGGCAAUUGUUCAUCUCCUUGAGUGAAGAUAUCAAAGACCGUUCUGGUUUUGUUCAGUAGAUUUAGAAGGGUUUAUAUGUGUAAGAAAUUAGCCUCAAGCUGCAAGGGACUGUUACUAUAUGGGUAUAUCCUCUUGCUUUAGAAUAUGUUUCAUUCUGCAAACUAAAAAUGAAAACAGGGCAGACAGCAAGAAUGUUUUAGAACUAUCUGCAUAAUAGAAAUACAGACAGCAGCAACUUGAGAAGAUAAAUGUAUAAAAUCAUAGUUGUAAAAGAGAGCUUCUGCUAAUGAUAUAAUAACACAUACAGU